AUGGAUGCAAGUCCCGUUACGGAUACAUCUCCGCGACCGAAACAAGUUUGUCAAUAUUCGAAUUACAAAGUUCUAUGGAUUUAUCAACGGCUAUACAUAAAAAAGAAAAGUCGCGCAUGGUGGAACAGUUGCGUCCUUACUUCCUAUCUAAUACGGUACUAUUCUCGGGAACGAUACACAUCGAACUCAAAAGAGUUUCAAUGA
Molecule: messenger RNA, 204 nt
Organism: Chondrus crispus (carragheen)
Lineage: Eukaryota; Rhodophyta; Florideophyceae; Gigartinales; Gigartinaceae
Exons: 1
Coding region: 1-204 (67 amino acids)
Source: RefSeq, a predicted model, not a curated record